Messenger RNA from Juglans regia (Persian walnut), 1935 nucleotides. RefSeq names its product NADPH:adrenodoxin oxidoreductase, mitochondrial. NCBI's taxonomy places the organism in Eukaryota, Viridiplantae, Streptophyta, Magnoliopsida, Fagales, Juglandaceae. The transcript is spliced from 15 exons. Bases 201 to 1667 code for a protein of 488 amino acids. The record is from RefSeq and is a predicted model, not a curated record. Gene Ontology annotation, molecular function: oxidoreductase activity.
CCCGCCCCAAGUCUCUCUCGGCUCUCCCGCUCUCUCGUUACGCUUGCUAAAGAAACCCUGCCUCCAUCUUGACCCCGUGAGCCGUGACCCCAUCGCCGUCGCCGCAUCUUCGUCGCCGCAUCUUCGUCGCCGUCGGCCUUUCCCUCUAGGGCGUUGUUCACUUGUUCGGCGAAGUACCUUCCUCAAACUUCGAUUUCUCAAUGAAAAUGGCGAUUUUCCAAGUAAGAACUUGGCUCUCAAGAAGAUUUUCAUCUGUUUCUUCCCAUCCUUUGCAAGUCUGUGUUGUUGGAAGCGGACCUGCUGGCUUCUACACCGCCGAAAAGAUGUUGAAGGCGCAUCAAGGAGCGCAAGUUGAUAUCAUUGAUAGAUUGCCCACGCCAUUUGGUCUAGUACGCUCCGGUGUAGCGCCUGAUCAUCCCGAAACAAAGAUUGUGGUCAAUCAGUUUUCCCGGGCUGCACAACAUGAACGGUGCUCAUUUUUUGGAAAUGUGACGCUUGGGUCUUCUCUUUCUCUGGCUGAGCUUCGUGAGUUGUACCAUGUGGUUGUGCUAGCCUAUGGUGCUGAAAGUGACAGAGUUCUGGGUAUUCCUGGAGAAGAUCUUAUUGGCAUACACUCAGCUAGGGAAUUUGUUUGGUGGUAUAAUGGACAUCCAGAUUGCAAAAACCUAGAUCUUGAGCUGAAGAACACUGAUACAGCUGUCAUCCUUGGUCAGGGUAACGUAGCUCUUGAUGUUGCACGUAUUCUUUUACGACCGGCAACAGAAUUGGCAACAACUGAUAUUGCCAGCCAUGCUUUGGCUGCUUUAGAGGAGAGCUCUAUAAGGAAAGUGUAUUUGGUUGGAAGACGUGGACCAGUCCAAGCAGCUUGUACCGCUAAAGAGUUACGUGAGGUUCUUGGCAUUAAAGAUCUUUAUAUUCAAAUACAGGAAGCUGAUCUUCUUAAGACCCCGAAAGAUGAGGAAGAAAUAAAGAAUAAUCGAAUUCAGAGAAGGGUUUAUGAGUUGCUCUCCAAGGCAGCGACCACUGGACAUUCCUAUCCAAGAUCAGGUCAACGUGAACUCCAUUUUGUUUUCUUCCGGAAACCAGAUAUAUUUCUGGAUUCAGAUGAAAGAAGAGGCCAUGUUUCUGGUGUGCACUUUGAGAAGACAGUUCUUAAAGAUGUUGGUGGUGGAAAACGAGUUGCAGUUGGUACUGGACAAUUUGACGACCUUCAGUGUGGGAUGGUGCUAAAGAGCAUUGGAUACAAAUCAGUACCAGUCGUUGGUUUGCCCUUUGAUCAUCAGAAAGGUGUAGUCCCCAACAUUAGAGGUCGAGUUCUCCACAAUACUUCAGAAGAUCCUACUCUGCUUGAGGAGGGCUUGUAUGUAUGCGGAUGGUUGAAAAGAGGACCAACCGGGAUCAUUGCUACAAACCUCUAUUGUGCUGAGGAAACUGUUGCGAGCAUAUUGGAAGACCUUGAUAAAGGAGUUUUGGCAACCAAAUCUUUCUCGCCCAAGCCAGGCAGAGAGGGUCUCCUCCACUUGCUAGAUAACCGAAAUGUCAGAGUCGUACCAUUUAAUGGUUGGGAAAAGAUAGACUCCACAGAAAGGAGAGUUGGGAGUCUUAAAAACAAACCCCGGGAAAAAUUAGCCACUUGGGAGGAGCUACUGAAAGCUGCAACGGAAUAAAUCAACUUCACAUAAACCAGGUAGUCCACCAUGGGAAGACGGCGGAUGCACUUGGUAAGAUGUAUAACAAAUAGGCAUUGAACACAUUAGAAUUUGAUGGAGUUUGUAUUGGAAAUAUCAUCAGAGAUGACGAAACUGUUGAGGAGAAACCCUUCUUGGAGUAUCAUCAGAGUGAUGCUAUAUACUCUUAUUAAUUUCUCAUUUCCAUCUUAUUUCGUUGACGUACUUCCGUAUGUAAAAGCGUUUCUCCUCAGAAUUGAGAAUAAAA